Molecule: messenger RNA, 621 nt
Organism: Alternaria ventricosa
Lineage: Eukaryota; Fungi; Ascomycota; Dothideomycetes; Pleosporales; Pleosporaceae
Exons: 2
Coding region: 1-621 (206 amino acids)
Source: RefSeq, a predicted model, not a curated record
AUGAACGAAGAACGUAGACAUACGAGCCGUCAGCCCAGGGAUCCGUCUCGGCCAUCAAUAACAAAGGAAGACGUCGGACAAGCCGAGCGUAUGGUUGCAGACGCCGUCCAGAUGGUUGACGCAGCCAUGUCCAGACAUGCCACCAAAGCUCUUGCAAAGGAGAAGAAAGCGUUAAGCGACCUUGCCAAGGAAGCUUUCCUGCCCCCAGACUCCGAGCUGGCCAAGGAGAUCGCGCGUGAACGUAUCGAUAAACGCGUGCAUGACUUCGAAAUCAAGCUGCAACGGGAUAUGCUUGAUGAGCAGGCCCGGCGGCCCACUAAAGCUUCGAACAAGUCUCCCCACAACCACAAGCCGAAAACGCCGAGGUCUCAUCGGAAGGCUUCAUCAUCCGGAAAGUUGGUGCCGAGCGAGAAGAGUGAAGGAUUUUAUCACAGUAUCGAUGGGAUGGCACCCGUUGAGGUGAGUUCUACCGGCUUCGUCCACUUCCCACGGCAUCCUGACGACGAAAAUGACUGGGAACGUGUAUCUCGCCAUUCGACACCGGAGCCAGAAGAGAAGGAAAAGGUCGGAGGCGACGUCAGUGAAUCGAAGGGAUUAUUGCAGGGUUGGUUUGGCAAGUGA